Messenger RNA from Sabethes cyaneus, 1236 nucleotides. RefSeq lists its product as uncharacterized. NCBI's taxonomy places the organism in Eukaryota, Metazoa, Arthropoda, Insecta, Diptera, Culicidae. The record is from RefSeq and is a predicted model, not a curated record. The coding region runs from base 115 to 825 and encodes 236 amino acids. The transcript has 3 exons.
CCGACUAUCUAGAUAAGGAAAAGAGCGUCUCCGGAGCUCUGAAGAAAAGUUGCAUUUUCCGUGGUUCAGCUCUUUUGUGCUAUACAGUGUGUUGAAAGGAAGUGAACACACAAGAUGAAGUUACUAGCGUUAGUGCUGGCGUCACUGAUCGCCGUCUGCCUAGCUGAACCAAAGCCUGCCAUCAACGAAGUCAAAUCGAACCAGCCACAGCAAAAGCCGGGACGAUUCCUAUCACUGCCAGUGCCGGAAAAAUGCGCGUCACGUACGAAAGCAUUUAACUAUCGCGGCCACAACUACUUCUACAGUGCGCAUGUUCCAGCUCUGGCUGACAAGCGCGUCGAUUGGCUGGAUGGACGUAACAUCUGCCGAGAAUACUGCAUGGACUUGGUGUCGCUCGAAACUCAGGAAGAAAACAAUCUUAUCUUCCGUUUGAUCCAGCAGAACGACAUUCCAUAUAUCUGGACAGCUGGUCGGCUGUGCGACUUCAAGGGUUGCGAAAACCGACCCGAUCUGGAACCGAAGAACGUCUACGGAUGGUUCUGGUCUAACAACCGUGAGAAGAUCCAAGCCACCAACAAGAUUCCCAACGGCUGGGGUUACAACCCGUGGAGCAAAUCCGGUCACAAAAAGAUCCCGCAACCGGACAAUGCUGAGUUCGAUAUCAACCAAACGACCGAGUCCUGCCUGUCUGUUCUGAACAAUGUGUACAACGAUGGCAUCGGAUGGCAUGACGUUGCUUGUUAUCACGAAAAACCUUUCGUGUGCGAAGACUCCGAAGAACUGCUAAAUUAUGUAGCUGCCACAAAUCCUGGAAUCCGUCUAUAAUUCUAUGUAGAAAGGACACCACUAGUUAAGCGUAAGAGCGUCUCCUCAGCACACCCGUAAGCUUCAUUGGAAAGCUUUUUUUCUCACACAAAAACGAACCCCACUUCAGCAAAUGGUACGUUGUCCUCAUCGUAAUUGCCAAAAAGGACGAAGCACAUCGAUUACCCAUGAACUAAAUGCUGUAACUCUUUCAUACUCACAAACAAACACCGCAGAGAAUACCUAAGCAGCGAUGUCGACGAAAGCAGAAGUUUCGAACUCAAAAGAACUUUUUCGCAAACUGCACAAAAACCAGCACUGCAAUUGUUACCUUAAUAUGUAUUUAUUUUUAAAAUAGAAUUUCAAAGGUACUUUUCCGUGUAAAUUUUUUCAGACUCAAACUGCUGCAAAGCGAAUAAUACGAAGAUUCAA